Molecule: messenger RNA, 1506 nt
Organism: Fonsecaea monophora
Lineage: Eukaryota; Fungi; Ascomycota; Eurotiomycetes; Chaetothyriales; Herpotrichiellaceae
Exons: 4
Coding region: 1-1506 (501 amino acids)
Biological process (GO): ergosterol biosynthetic process
Cellular component (GO): endoplasmic reticulum
Molecular function (GO): sterol 24-C-methyltransferase activity
Source: RefSeq, a predicted model, not a curated record
AUGGGGGACAGAUAUGGUAACCCUAAGAAGAUCGAGAACUUUGUCGGUGUCGUCAACGCCUUCACCUCCCACUUUGGCAAGGAUGACGACCAGACCACUGUGACCGAGCAAGAGAGGAGGAAGAGACGAGAAGCGGCGACAGACGUUGCUGAAUCAUACUACAAUUUCGCCUCUGCAGCAUACGAAAGCGGCUGGUCCACCCAUUUCCACUACGCCCCCUUCCCGCCCUCGUUCCCUCCGUGCGACAGCACCAUCGCCACGGCGCUGGCCUUUUACGAGCACCGCCUCGCCCUGCUCAUAGGCCUGAAGCCGCACAUGAAAGUCCUCGACGUGGGCUGCGGCAUCGGCGGGCCCGCGCGCGAGAUUGCAAAGUUUGUGGGCUGCGAGAUCGUGGGCGUGUGCAUCAACCAGACCCAGAUCGAUCGCGCCGUCUACUUGACGAGGAUGGAGGGUUUGCAGGACAAGUGUACCUUUGUGAGGGCAGAUUUCCUGGACCUCCCCUUCGCCCCCGCGUCCUUUGACGCCGCCUACGCCAUCGAGGCGACAGUCCACUCCCCCUCCCUCUUGCAGGUGUACAGCGGCGUCGCGCGCGUGCUCAAGCCCGGCGCCGUAUUCGGCCUCUCGGAAUGGGUCAUGACGCCGAAAUACGAUCCGACAGACCAAAGGCACGUGGGGAUGCGGAACCGGGUGGAGAGAGGCAACGGCGUGAGCAACCUGCGCACGAGCGACGAGGCGCGCGAGGCGAUGAAGGGGGCUGGAUUCGAGAUCCUCCACGAAGAGGAUUUUGCGGCGCAUUUUGACUAUGCGAAGAGUCUGGUGGAGGCUUCUGCGUCUGCUUCCGCCACCGCGACGACGAAGAUGAAGAUGAAGACGAAGACGAAGACACAGAGAGGGGUGCCCAGGAAGAAUCGGGGCAAUGACAUCGACAUUGAAGGACACGAGAGCACCAGCCCACAGGACCACACCCUUUCCUCUCCCAUCCCUUUUCCUCCUCCUCCACCAUCUUCUGACCAAACCCCCCAAAGCUCCGUCCUCGUACCCUUCAAAUCCUCACUCUCCCCUGACGAUGGUAUCUCCCUCCUUCUUCCCGCGCCGACCACCGACGACACCCCUCCCCGAUUCCCUCCCGAUCCCCCCCACGACCUUCCGCCCAUGAUGUCGGCGUGGCCGCGGCGCCUGUGCUUCUGGACGAUUUGGGUCGGCGAGCGUGUCGGCCUGUGGGACCGGGGCGUCACGGACGCGAUGACCACGUUGGCGUACUGCGUCGACAGUACCGCCGAGGCGGGCCGCGAGGGGAUCUUCAGUCCCUGUUGGUGGUUCGUUGGGCGGAAGGUGGGGGAUCAUCAUCAUGAUGAGGAUGGUGAUGACAGAGAGGGCGAAGGUGCGGAUCGAGAUGGACGCGGACAGGGACAAGCCUACGGGAGAGUCAACGCCAAUGGCAAUGGAGAUGGAGAUGGUGGCGGUAGUGGGGAGACGAGAGAAGAUUUGAGCGUCCUUGUGUAUUGA